ACACAUACAGACACACACAGAAACACAAACACCAAUACACUUACACAUUUAUAUAUAUAUUUUUUGGUAAAUGUGUGGCGGCGGUGUCAGCGGCGUUUGUUGUUGUUCUUCUUUGUGAUUUGCAGCCGAAGAAAGGUCAAGCGUUGCGUAAAGCGGUUGCACAAACACGCACACACAGACACACGGACACACACAUAAUCGCAAACACGCACACACACGCGCACACACACACGCACCCGUGUAACCGAAGUUUGGAACUUGAUCGUGUUAGCUGUAAAUCAGGCAAAAUUCAGUUCGUCUACGUUUACAACAGCAGUGUCCCACACGCGGCUGACAUCUAUCAGCCUCAUUCACGUUAUAACGGCAGCAACGCCUACGAUUCGGACACCGAGUGGCUGGAGGACAGCGGGCAGACGGAAGCAGGAAACAAAGCAAACGACGACAACAACAGCAGCAGCAGCAACAACAACAGCAACAACAACAACAACAACAACAACAAUAGCAAUAGCAAUAGCAAUAUGGCAGUGCGCAAAAAACAGGACGACAAAUACCUGCUAGCGCUGCGGGAGCUGGUUAACAGAGGCGCAGGCAAUCGCCAGUGCUUCGAUUGCAACCAGAAGGGGCCCACCUACGUGAACAUGACCAUCGGCUCGUUUGUCUGCACACGCUGUUCGGGUGUACUACGUGGUCUGACGCCACCGCAUCGAGUGAAAUCCAUAUCGAUGGCCACAUUCACACAGGAGGAGCUGGACUUUCUGAAGGCGCACGGUAACGAGCUGUGCGCAAAGACCUGGCUGGGCCUGUGGGAUCCGAAGCGUGCCGCCGCCCAGCAGCAGGAUCAGCGCGAGCUGAUGAUCGAUAAGUACGAAAGGAAACGCUACUAUCUGGAGCCAGCCAGUCCGCUCAAGUCGCUCAAUCUGAAGUCGGCGUCGUCGUCGACAUCAACGUCAACAUCGACAUCGUCCAGCAAUGGCUAUCAUCACAAUACGGGCAACAUAUCGAGCAAUGGCUAUGCCACCAUCCAUUUGACACCGCCCGCCGCCCAGCGCACAGCUGCCAAUGGCCUGUCUAAGAACGGAGCAUCCACAACGGCCAUCAGCCGGCCGCAGCAUCAUCACCAUCAUCAUCAUCAGAAUCACAAUCACAAUCAACUGAAUGGCAAUCAUGACGGCUUCUCCAAUAAUCUGUCUGGCAUUGGCCUGGGCCUGACCAGCCUGAACAGCGCCGGCUCCACAUCCACGGGCGCCCUGUCCGAUACGAGCAGCUGCGCCAGCAAUGGCUUUGCCGGCGAAACAGAUUUCGUUGCCGAUUUCGGCACGGCGAACAUAUUUGAUGCCACCUCGGCGGCGCGUUCCACAGGCUCACCGGCUGUCUCCACGGCCAGUUCGGUUAGCUCCACCAACGGCUAUGCCAAGGUGCAGCCCAUCCGAGCGGCGCAUCUCCAACAGCAACAGCAGCAGCAGCAGCAGCAGCAUCAUCAGCUCAAUGGCAAUGGAACGGAGAACUUUGCGGAUUUCGAGCAUGCGCCCAUUUACAAUGCAGUCGCUGAUGCGCUGAGCACGUGCCCGUCGAAGGCAUCGCUGCCAGAUUGGAGCGAUUGGAGCACGCCCGACCCGACAACAGAUCCCUUCGAGAAUGAAUUUGCAACGCUGCGCUCGGCAACAGAAACCAGCUCGGAGCCGGAGCUGCCCGCCUACUCCAUGCUGACGCUCUGGAGCGACGAGUGCUGGCCAGAGAAGCCGCCUGCCAUACACUAUGACAGCUCGGCGACCUCGCUGGAGUCGGCCAAGUGUCCAGACUCCGGCGAAGAUGCCAGCCGAACGCCCACAAAUCCAUUUCUGACCCAGCUGAAGCAGCCGGAGACAGCGUUCAGUCGGGCCUUGAGCGCGCUCCACAGCUCCGCAGAGGAGACAGAAACAGCGACAAGAACAACAACAACAGCAACAAAUGCGACGGUCGAGCAUAAUGAGUGCGACUCAAAUUCGAAUAUUUUAAAUGCCUAUUACAAUCCUUUCUUUACGUGGAGCGCCGCCUUGCAGAGCCAUCAACAGCUGAGCCAAACGACAAAUAAGCAGAGCCCACGGCAGGCAGGCGCUGCGCCCAGCGAGGAUCGCUAUGCGGCGCUCAAGGACCUCGACGAGCAGCUGCGCGAACUGAAGGCCACCGAAACGGAGGCGCCGACGCCAACCAGUGGCAACCUCACACAGCUGACGGAUGCCUUUGGCACGGCCAACAACAACAACAGCAGCAACAACAAUAACAUCCUACAUGCCAAUCCCUUCAAGAGCCAGCAGUCGGCGCUGCUCAUCAACGGCAACAGCAGCCACUUGGUGAAUCCAUUCCAGGCACAGCAACUGCAGCAGCAGCAGCAGCAGAAUCUCUAUGGCCAGCUGGCGCUCAUACCAAAUGGCUACGGCAGCAGUCCACAGCAGGCUGCGGCUGCGGCUGCGGCGGCGGCAGCGGCAGCAGCAGCGGCUGCAGGUCAACAGCUGCUGCAGCAGCAACAGCAGCAGCAGAUGACAGCCAACAGUUUCUAUAAUUUCAAUAACAACGGCUUUGCCCUGGCCCAGGGUCUGCCCAAUGGCUGUGGCUUUGGCAGCAUGCAGCCAGCGCCCGUGCUCGCCGGCGGCAUAUCCGGCGGCUUUAAUAAUCCAUUUGCGGCCAGCGGCGCUAUGAACACCAAUAAUCCAUUUUUAUGAGAUUCAGAAUCGUGUGGAGCACAGGACCAAAAGCGGGACCGGGAGCGGGAGCGGGAGCGGGCACAGAAGGAGCACCAGCCGCAGCAACAGGGCCAACAGCAGCAGCAGGAGCUCACAUCAUGGCUGAGGCGUUGAAGCUGAACAGAGAAAAGCCGCUGAACAAAAAUAUUUAAAGCAAAAAAAUGAAGCAAAAAGUGAAACGAAAUUAGUCCAUUUUACGAACAAUAGCUAUAAAACUAUAAAAUAUACAUAAAUGUGUAUAUACAUAGGCAUAUGCAUAUGUGUGUGUGUAUAUAUAGUAUAUAUAUAUAUAUAUAGAUAACGUAGUCUGUGCUACAUGCUGAAUUGGUAUCCAUUUGAACGGAUCGUGCAAUAUAUAUAUACCCCUGUAUAUGUAUAUAUAUAUAUUCUUUUACAAAAGCUCUAACUCUCA
Messenger RNA from Drosophila novamexicana, 3132 nucleotides. RefSeq names its product arf-GAP domain and FG repeat-containing protein 1 (gene drongo). The transcript is spliced from 6 exons. Gene Ontology annotation, molecular function: GTPase activator activity. The coding region runs from base 519 to 2699 and encodes 726 amino acids. The record is from RefSeq and is a predicted model, not a curated record. Lineage: Eukaryota; Metazoa; Arthropoda; Insecta; Diptera; Drosophilidae.